Ricinus communis (castor bean) is the source of this 2314-nucleotide messenger RNA. Its product is annotated as UPF0187 protein At3g61320, chloroplastic. Gene Ontology annotation, molecular function: voltage-gated chloride channel activity. The transcript is spliced from 4 exons. The coding region runs from base 780 to 2033 and encodes 417 amino acids. Gene Ontology annotation, biological process: regulation of photosynthesis, light reaction. The record is from RefSeq and is a predicted model, not a curated record. Lineage: Eukaryota; Viridiplantae; Streptophyta; Magnoliopsida; Malpighiales; Euphorbiaceae.
UGAGAAUGGUGAGUCUGUCGCCUAACAGUUCAUUAAAAUUUGGAUCAUGUGACAUGCGGGAUGCAACUUUAAGUAAAGAGCGGCAGCAGCAUUGGUUUGGAUUUCUCGGCCGCUCCAGUGAUGCUGGCCGUGAACUUUUCUUUUGCUAAUCUAUGAACUUGUAUUUCAGCAAAUAUAUAUGAUUUUUUUCUGUUCCUUUUCCCCUUUGCUGUAAGAUUACCAUCCCACUAUAUUAAGUUUUUCGUAAGGCUGAAUUCCUGGAAUAACGUUGUGUUCUUAAAAUUAAAGAACAAUUACUUUGAAGGUACACCAAGAAAAGUUGCAAAUUUUGGGAAAUAUAUAUAUAUGUUGGAGGUUUUACCUUAUAGAAAAAUGUUAGUCUCUCCUCUAUUUUAUAAUAUUGGAUUGAAUUAAUUGAAUCGAGUUCAUAAGCUUAGGUAGAUAAAAUACCAAGCCAUUGACCCUCUCCCAAAAGAAAAAAAACACCAAGCUUUCUCCUGGCAAAAAGAGAAAUUAUUCUUAAAUAAGAGUCUUGUUCUGAUAAUAAUACUUGUGCACGUAAUGAAAUUGAAAAUAGAUAAAUAAAUAACUCAACAUAAAGAAAAGGAAAAAUAGAACAUGUGUAAAAGUCUCCUUCACAAACGAUCAUUUCUAAUUUCUAAUCCCUCUUUCUUUCUUAACUGCUAUUUUCUCACUCUACUCUUCUCCUCUUGCUUACCAUGUCCAUGCCCAUCUUUUCUUUCUCCAACCUGCAACCCUAACCCUAAAACCAACCACCAAUGUCACCCCCCACAACAACACCCUUUAAGUCGCCACUCCCCAAAACCUCACUUUCUUCCAACUUUACCCCCAAAAUUCUCCUCACGCUACACCUAACUACCUUUCCCUCCAAACCUAACAGAAAAAAAUCCAAUCUUUCCUUAAAAACUCUCUGCUCAAAACCCCCACCAAAUCCCCAUAAAACCUUAACUCUAACCCUAAUUUCCCUUCUCCGCGCAAUCCCAGACUGGUCUGACCGGAUAAAAGAGAGAGGAAUGCAACAAAAACGCACUCUAUACAACCACAAUAAAUGGGUCGAACACAGGAGUUCACUUCGCCAUUUACGCCACUUACUCUCAAGUCUACAGUCACGUGUAAUUUUAUCACUAAUACCUCCUGUCAUUGCCUUUACUUCGGUUGCUGUGAUCAUUGCUAGCUAUAAUUCAGCUGUUGAGAUGCAUUUCUUCCCUGGGUUUUUCCCUGUUCUCAGAGCUUCUUCCUUGCCUUAUCAGUUGACUGCUCCGGCAUUGGCUUUGUUGCUUGUUUUUAGGACAGAAGCUUCUUAUUCCAGAUAUGAAGAGGGGAGAAAAGCUUGGACUAAGGUUAUUUCGGGUGUUAAUGAUUUUGCUAGACAGGUUAUUGCUACUGUUGACAAUUCAAAAGAUGCUGUGCUUAAAAAUGCUCUCUUGCAAUAUGUUAUAGCCUUUCCAGUGGCUCUUAAGUGCCAUGUGAUUUAUGGGUCAGAUAUUAACAGAGACCUUCGAAACUUGCUUGAAGUAGAUGAUCUAGCUAUGUUACUCAAUUCUAGGCAUCGGCCUCGUUGCAUUAUUGAGUUCAUUUCACAAAGCCUUCAAUUGCUCAACUUAGAGGAAUCAAAGAGACAUCUGCUGGAGUCGAAAAUUUCAUGUUUGCAUGAAGGAAUUGGUGUUUGUGAACAACUCAUGGGAAUUCCCAUUCCACUCUCAUAUACGCGCUUGACAUCAAGAUUUCUGGUCCUUUGGCAUCUAACACUUCCUAUAAUACUUUGGGAUGAUUGCCACUGGAUUGUUGUUCCUGCAACUUUUAUCAGUGCUGCUUCCUUGUUCUGCAUAGAAGAAGUUGGUGUUCUGAUCGAGGAACCAUUUCCAAUGUUAGCACUUGAUGAGCUUUGUAAUCUAGUUAACAGCAACAUUCAGGAAGCAAUUGCAACUGAGAAAGCCAUUCAAAAUCAACUCAUUGCAAAGAGAAAGAGACAUGCUUGUGAGCACUCGACAAACGGUUGGCCUAACUCAUAAGCUGGGAGGAGUCUAAACUCUUAAACUUAAAACCUAAUCUCACAGAACAAUCUUCUCUCAUCUAUAAGCCUCACAUUGCAUGUUGAAGCAUUCAAAUAUGUAUAUAUACAAUCUAAUUUAAGCUUCAAAUCGUAGUCCAGCUGGAGCAUUCAGAUAUACGCACAGGAAGCAUUCUGCCUUUGAGAAGUCUGGUAUCCAAUGCAUUUUCUGUAUAUAGAGCAAUGUCACUGUAAAUGUUAUUGUUGCAUAUAUUAUUUCAUCUUGAUAUCUUUCCUGAACAA